Hevea brasiliensis (rubber tree) is the source of this 397-nucleotide messenger RNA. RefSeq lists its product as uncharacterized. The coding region runs from base 20 to 325 and encodes 101 amino acids. The record is from RefSeq and is a predicted model, not a curated record. The transcript has a single exon. Lineage: Eukaryota; Viridiplantae; Streptophyta; Magnoliopsida; Malpighiales; Euphorbiaceae.
CUCACUCUAAAGAGAAGGAAUGGGGAAUUGUAUCGGGAGGAAGCGAGCAGUUCAGCCUUUGAACCACCGCCAAGAGGAGGAGGAUGUUAAAAUUAUCCAUGGUAGUACCUCAUCAAACAAGUUAAGAAUCAAAGUGCGUAUGACUACAAGGCAACUGAAGGAGUUGGCAGCACAGGUGGAUUUGAGCAAAGGUAAUUCGGAGCUUGGUCGUAUGAUCCUGCAACAAUGCUUAGAUGGUAGGCUACGUGCCUGUGUUGUGGGUGGCCAAGGUUUGGUAUCAAAUUAUGCAAAUGCUUGGGCUUUGAGUCCCAUCAAGGAAGAUUAGCGUGUUGAUUUGUGUGCAAGUUAAUUAUCAACCUUUAUAUCAUGAAUAAAAAGGCCUGUCCUUGAUGAUUAA